UUUUGUAUCCAUCCGUGGUCCAAAGAUAUCCUUUUCUCAUCGUGGAAACAGGAAAGGUCGCUGAGGGACAUUUUGAUAAAAAUGAAUUCAGCAAAAAUAUAGCAGUGAUAGGUUAUCCAGGUUUUGCAUAUGCCUUGAAGCCAGUAUUAAGAAAACAUGAGAUGAUAAAACCAGUUUUUGUCAUUGACACAGUUGAGAAACAACAAAUGUUUCAGGAUGACCCUAUGAUCCCUGAACAUAAGCGAAAUAAUGUCUUUAAAUAUAACAUUACCAGCUUCGCCUCUGGAUUGAAAAAAACCAUUAUCCAGGAAAAUGAAUUACUGGACACGCUUGAAAACAUUUCAGGAGUUACAGUUUUCAGUGAGGUACAUGACUUGGGGUUUGUUAAACUCCUUGAUUAUCGGCUCUGCAAUGAAUCUGGCCUCUAUGAAUAUCCUAUCAACUGGUUUCUUGCGAUGCCUUCAGCCAUUUAUAAGAACCUUACCUUAAUAAGCAGAGGUUUUUACAAGGUCUCUUUUCAUGCUCUUCACAAGUGCACUGUUAAAAAAAUGGCUUUGACAGGAACCCAUAGCAUGCAUCCAGUGUUGUUACAUGUAACUCCAAACUAUCAACUUCUAAGUCAACUGAAGGUGGAAAGGAAGUUCUUUAAAGUAUUUCUCAACCAAAUGGGACAAAAAACCUCCCUCAUUUUGCCCUUUGUGGAGAGUAUGGUGACAGACAGUACUGAGGUGGUGCGGCCUCUCUUGGACACCCAGUAUACCCGGGUGUGUGAUGUUCAUCCAACAAAACUACUGGAGAUAUUUAUAGCUUUGACCAACAUGCCAGAGUUUGAGGGCUCCAUGUUUAAACAGAUCCUUUACAAGGAACAAUGGAACGAGACAAAGUCGGAGGACGAGAAAUCAACAGGGCGGGAACCGUAAUGGGGCGGACAAUGUCAAAUAUUGAUGAAGACCAGUUAAGGAAUAAUGAGUUAUGCUUGUGCGUGCUUCAUGUCAUUACUGUAAUUUAGGGGACAUUGUCAAAUGGUGAUGAAGACCUUUAAUGGAGUACUCUUUCUCUCGCUCAUGUUUGUGUUUGCCAUAUUUACAAUACCUGCUCAUGCUGUUUGAAGGUCAUGUCACUGUGAAAUGUUAAGACCUUAAACUGGAUUACUGGUGCUUCGACUCAAUAAAUUAUUCAAGCCAUGUUAUUGGAGAAAUGGGCUUAUUGCAUGUGCGUAAAAUGUCAACUUCACAAGCUUAUCAGGUACACAACUUUUGGUUUUUGUAUUUUUAGCUUGGCUGUUUUUGGAGAAAACCUGAGGUAUUGUCCGAAAGCCAGCUUGUCGUGUCUUUCCACUGUCCGCAUCGUGCUAAAACCUUAACAGUGACUCCAAAAUCGAAGUGCUUCCACCUACAACAUUGAAACUUCAUAUGUAGCUGCACCUUGACGAGUUCUACACGCCACACCCAUAUUUGGGUCACUAGGUCAAAGGUCAAGGUCACUGUGACCUCUAAUAUUGUUCUGACAAGCUUUAAUUUAUUCAAAACUGCACCGGCAGCAGAGCGUUGGCACCCGCUUUGCGAUGCUCUUGUUUAAAAAGGAACUUUCUUCUAAACAAAAAUCCAAUAUAGGCAGAAAGUGUUGACCCUAAUCUAUAUAGGCUGAAAGUGUUGACCAUAAUCAAUUUAGGCAGAAAGUGUUGUCCCUAAUCCAAUAUAGGCAGAAAGUGUUGUCCCUAAUCCAAUUUAGGCAGAAAGUGUUGUCCCUAAUCCAAUUUAGGCAGAAAGUGUUGUCCCUAAUCAAUUUAGGCAGAAAGUGUUGACCCUAAUCAAUUUAGGCAGAAAGUGUUGUCCCAAAUCAAUUUAGGCAGAAACUGUUGACCCUAAUCAAUUUAGGCAGAAAGUGUUGUCCCUAAUCAAUUUAGGCAGAAAGUGUUGUCCCUAAUCAAUUUAGGCAGAAAGUGUUGACCCUAAUCAAUUUAGGCAGAAAGUGUUUUCCCUAAUCAAUACAGGCAGAAAGUGUUGACCCUUAUCCAAUAUAGGCAGAAAGUAUUGUCCCUAAUCCAAUAUAGGCAGAAAGUGUUGUCCCUAAUCCAAUAUAGGCAGAAAGUGUUGUCCCUUAUCCAAUAUAGGCAGAAAGUGUUGUCCCUAAUCCAAUAAAGGCAGAAAGUG
This is a messenger RNA of Dreissena polymorpha, 2153 nucleotides long. RefSeq lists its product as uncharacterized. NCBI's taxonomy places the organism in Eukaryota, Metazoa, Mollusca, Bivalvia, Myida, Dreissenidae. The record is from RefSeq and is a predicted model, not a curated record. The transcript has 10 exons. Bases 162 to 920 code for a protein of 252 amino acids.